This is a messenger RNA of Aspergillus wentii DTO 134E9, 1848 nucleotides long. RefSeq names its product putative RNA binding protein (Arp). The coding region runs from base 1 to 1848 and encodes 615 amino acids. NCBI's taxonomy places the organism in Eukaryota, Fungi, Ascomycota, Eurotiomycetes, Eurotiales, Aspergillaceae. The transcript has 4 exons. The record is from RefSeq and is a predicted model, not a curated record. Gene Ontology annotation, molecular function: 3'-5'-RNA exonuclease activity; RNA binding.
AUGGCAGCCGUUUCAGCACCCACUCCGAAGCUGGAUCGCUACAUUGUCAUCCAUGUUGCUACGACCUGCGAUGAACAUGGCGUCUACGUCACUAAGGAUUCGGCAGAGGUGAUCGAAUUGGGAUGGAUGUUGUUGGAUACGAAAACCUGCGAAGAGUUGCACCGGGAAAGUGUCCUUGUCAAACCUGUCAACACCCCGAUCACGCCUCUCUGCACGAGCUUGACCACUCUGACAUGGGAGCACGUCCGCUCGGCAGGUACCUUCCGCGAUGCCAUCAACCGUUUCGACGCCUUUGCCCAAGAACACCUUCUCAGCAAGAACCUCGAGUUCGCCUUUGUGACCUUGGACUCGUGGGAUCUCCGUGUUCAACUGCCUCGAGAGGCCAGAGACAAGGCCGUCGUUCUCCCCCCGUACCUCCAGCACUCGCGUACUUUUGACCUUCGCACCGAGUAUCAAAGAUGGCAAACCCACCACCCCGAGUCGCUGCCUUUUGGCCCUAGCUCCCUCUCCAACAUCUGCGCCGCUCUCGAAGUCGAACCCGUCCAGUCCUCCGCUCCUAUUAAACACAACCUUCCCUUCCACUUGCAGGCAUUGGCCCCCGCCUCUCCUCGACGGGCCAUGGAGGAAUCCAUCACACUCGCUCGUGUGCUCCGAGGUCUGAUCCGCAAGUCCCAACCCCCGCAUGAGCACCCGGAGAUCUUGACCCGUCCCAUGGAUGCCAGAGCCGACGUUCGUGCUUUCUUGACGGAACGCAGCAAGGUGCUUCACCUGAGCGGUCUCCCGCACGAUACCACUCAGUCGGAAUUGGAGAGCUGGUUCACUCAGUUUGGUGGCCGCCCGAUCGCUUUUUGGACUCUGCGUACUCCGGACCAGCACAAGCCCACUGGAACUGGCUUUGCUGUGUUCUCAUCCCAUGAAGAGGCUGCUGAAAGCCUCUGCAUGAACGGCCGUGCGCUCAAUGAGAAGGCCAUCGAGGUCUCUCCCUCUUCCAGCCGCGUUCUUGACCGUGCCGCGGAGAUCCUCACUCCUUUCCCUCCCUCUAAGAACCGCCCCAGACCUGGUGACUGGACCUGCCCGUCCUGCGGAUUCUCCAACUUCCAGCGCCGUACGGCUUGCUUCCGCUGUUCGUUCCCUGCCAUGGCUGCGGCCCCCGACCCGAUGGGAUAUGGAGCCUAUGGCUACGGCCCGCCGUCUAUGAUGCCUCCUCACAUGGGCCACGGUGGUCACGGAAUGGGCCACUCUCGUGGCAUGGGAGGCAACGGUGGUGUUGUUCCUUUCCGUGCUGGUGACUGGAAGUGUGGUUCGGAAGGAUGUGGCUACCAUAACUUCGCCAAGAACAUCAACUGCCUGCGUUGCGGUGCUCCUCGCUCUGGAGCAGCCGUUGUUGCCGACUCGGCCUUCCCGUCCCCCAUGGACCCUCCCUCUGGUUUUGGCAUGGGCCCCAACUCCAUGACCAGCACCCCGGCCCCGGCUCCUUUCGCAUCGACUGCCGGUGGUUUCGGUGGUUUCAGCCAGCAGUUUGGCGGUCCCCCUAACAACUACGCCCUGCCCUCCGGUUUGGGUAGCGCUCCGGGAGCGUACCCCCCGAUGGGCCAGAUGAACGCUGGAUAUGGGUCGACAAACACUUCCCACUCGGCUGCUGCUUCCUUUGCGAACCCCGCCACGCAGGCUGCCUUUACCGGAGCCGAUCACGGUACAUCCAGUGCCUCGAACGGUGCUUUCUACGGCAACGAUGGAUCUAGCGAUCCCUUUGCUUUCCUUUCGACAGGUCUCGGUGGAUUGACCGUGUCCGAUGAUGGCCACCCUCGCCGCAACGGCGCCGGAGCUAACAAGUCUCCCGCAGCAUAA